Molecule: messenger RNA, 7112 nt
Organism: Sus scrofa (pig)
Lineage: Eukaryota; Metazoa; Chordata; Mammalia; Artiodactyla; Suidae
Source: RefSeq, a predicted model, not a curated record
GGGCAGGAACUGGGGGGCGCACGGCGCCGCGCAGUCCCGCCUCCUACGGCAAGUCGGAGGUGGCAAGAUGGCCGCCGCUGGGGAGGGUGGUGGUGUUGGGGCUGAAGCGGACCGGGAAUUGGAAGAGCUUCUGGAAAGUGCUCUUGAUGAUUUCGAUAAGACCAAACCCUCCCCAGCACCCCCUCCUACCACCACGGCCCCUGAUGCUUCGGGGCCUGAGAAGAGAUCUCCAGGAGACACUGCCAAAGAUGCCCUCUUCGCCUCCCAAGAGAAGUUUUUCCAGGAGCUGUUCGACAGCGAGUUGGCUUCCCAAGCCACUGCAGAGUUCGAGAAGGCAAUGAAAGAGUUGGCUGAGGAAGAGCCCCACCUGGUAGAGCAGUUCCAAAAGCUCUCAGAGGCUGCUGGGAGAGUGGGCAGUGAUGCGACUUCCCAACAAGAAUUCACUUCUUGCCUAAAGGAGACAUUAAGUGGACUAGCCAAGAAUGCCACCGACCUUCAGAACUCGGGCAUGUCAGAAGAGGAGCUGACCAAGGCCAUGGAAGGGCUGGGCAUGGAAGAAGGGGAUGGAGAAGGAACCAUACUCCCCAUCAUGCAGAGUAUCAUGCAGAACCUGCUGUCCAAGGAUGUACUGUACCCGUCACUGAAGGAGAUUACGGAGAAGUAUCCAGAAUGGUUGCAGGUUCACCGAGAAUCUCUACCUCCAGAGCAGUUUGAAAAAUAUCAGGAGCAACAUAGUGUCAUGGGCAAGAUAUGUGAGCAAUUUGAGGCUGAGACCCCCACAGACAGUGAGGCCACUCAGAAGGCUCGUUUUGAGGUGGUGCUGGAUCUUAUGCAGCAGCUACAGGAUUUGGGUCAUCCUCCAAAAGAGCUGGCUGGGGAGAUGUGUCCAAAUACAAAAUCAGAAUGGGCGUAUUUGGGAGUUGACAGAAAAGCCAAAUAGAAGCCACUGAUACUGCACCCCACCUCUGCCAAGAUGGUAAAUAAAAAGUAAUAAUACCGCAUUUUGGGGAAGAUGGCAGCAAUUAGUUUCACCUUUCUGGCCCUUGCAAACAUCGGAUGGGCUGUGGUGGAUUCCAGUGGACUGCUGCAAACUUAAGCAAGUAGUAAUCUCGGUGUCCUGUGUCGGAUGUACUUACUGGAGAGCGAAGCACAGCCUCUGAUGUAAGUAUGUGGCUAUUAACAUGUAGUACUUACCUUUUAUAGAAAGUUUGCUGACCCCAGAUCUAGUAAAUAUGUUCUUUCUAUAUACCAAUCAGAAGAAGUUUCAGAAGUAGUUUAUAGUCAGAAAUGAUGGGCAACAAUAUAUAUUCACAGUCUAGAUCUAGAGCUACUUUAAUUCUCCCCUUUUCUGUCACAGUAUAGUCCAAAAGGACCUGGACAUUCUGCAGAAUAUCACAUUUGUUUGCUUUAUUAAGCUUGUGCUCUUCAGGUAUUAGGGAUAGGCUAAUCAGAUCUGAUGAACAAGCAGUUCAGAUAUUCAGGAUUCCUUGGUGAGACACAUACACUUUUGAAGAUUAAUUCUUCAAAAGAUGCAGGGCCCUGCCAUGUUGGUUAUUAGGUAGGUGUUCAGUGGUCUGGAGCAUUCUGGGACAUCCUCUCUAGAGUAAAGCUAAGUUACUUUAUCUUUACCCCAAGAAAGAAGCAGUGAGUUGGUAAGCCUCUUCCAGUUUUGGAAGCAGCAUAUUAUGAACUUAGGAAUGCGGGAAAGGCCUCUACAGCAAGUCUAGGCUGUGAUACUGCCAGUCCUGUUGCUUGGGCUAUAUCACGUGGAGAAUAACAUGAUACUAGAGGUGUUUGUGGUAGGGAAAGGUGUGUGGAUUCUGUAGCAAUCUACAGUAGGAAAAUUCCAGCACAGACCUCUAAGGUUCUGGAGUAAGACAAUGCUACCUAUAGCAGACAAAGUUUCACCAUUUGCAAAGCAUCUCCUUUGCUUUGCUGGAGAUUCAGUGCCUGACCACAACAUAGCAAGUGACUAUGUGACCAGUUGCCGAUACAACCAGCCUAUUACUGUCAGACAUGCAAAGUCAUCAGAUUGGGUAGAUGCAAUAGCUAUAUAUAUUACAGUGGAUAUUGUACAGUUUGCAAGAAGCCCAAGCAAACCUGGUGGCCACAAGUAAGUUAAAUUGAACAAAGUGCCCCAGACCUCCAUAUUACCCACAUCUCUUGCACCAGUAAUACCUUUCUCUUACCUCAUACCUAUGGCAACAUAGAAUUCCUUCAACCAUUUGACAUAGGAGGAAAAAAACUAGGUCUGGUUUGUGGAUGGUUUGGCUUGAUCAUGUUAGGGCGGGUCAAAUAUGGACUGCUGCUUUUUUAUUUAUUUAUUUUUAAUUAAUUUUUUUUAGCUGUACCCAUGGCAUGUGGAAGUUCCAGGACCAGGGACUGAACCUGCAUCACAGCAGCAACCAGAGCCAAAGCAGUGACACUCCAGAUCCUUUAACCUGCAUUGCCAUGAGCUGUGGUGUAGGUCGCAGAUGUGGCUCAGAUGCCGUGGCUGUGGCGGUGGCAUAAGCUGACAGUUGUAGCUCUGAUUAGACCCCUAGCCUGGGAACUUCCAUAUGCCACAGGUGCAGCCCUAAAAAUGAAAUAAAACAAUGUGGUAAUGACACAAAAAUAGACAUAGAUGCCAGUGGAGUAGAAUUAAAAGUCCAGAAAUAAACCCAUACAUCUGUGGUAAACUGAGUUUUAACAAGGGUGAAAAAACCAUCCAGUGGGAAAAGAAUAGUUUUUUCAACAAUCAUGCUGGGAUGACUAGAUAGCCGCCUGCAGAAGAAUGAGUUCAGUCCUUACCUCACACCAUAUACAAAAACAACCAAAAAUAGAUCAAAGACCUAAAAGUAGUAAGUAAAACCAUAAGGCUCUUAGUGUAACACAUAGGGGUAAAGGCUUCAUAACUUUGGAUUUGUCUAAGGAUUAUUAGAUAAGACACCAAAAACAUAAACAACAGAAGAAAAGGGGGAAAAAAAAAGAUAAAUUGGACUUCAUCAAAAUUAAAAAGUUUGUGCUCCAAAGGACACCGUCGAAAAAGUACAAAGACAACCCACAAAAUGGAAGAAAAUAUUUACAAAUUAGAUAACCAAUAAAGGAUUGGUAUCUAGAAUAUGUACUCUUAUAACUCCGUCAUAAAAAGACACGUUACCCAAUUUUAAAAUGAGCAAAGGAUUUGAGUAGAUAUUUAUCCAAAGAAGACAAAAUUGUCCAAUUAACACAUGAAAAAAUGCUUGACAUCCUUAGUCAUCAGGGAAAUGCAAAUAAAAACCCUAGUGAGAUACCACUUUAUACCCAUUAGGAUGUCUAGAGCCAAAAAGAUGAAGCUUUGGCAAAGAUGGGGAGAAACUGGGACUGUUAUACUGCUAAUGUGAAUGUAAAAUGGUACAACUGCUUCAAAAAGCAGUCUGUCAUGGAGUGCCCUUCAUGGCUCAGUGGUAACAAACCCGACUAAUAUCCACGAGGACAGGAGUUCAAUCCCUGGCCCUACCCAGUGGGUUAAGGAUCCCUGCAGUCUAGGUCAUAGACGUGGCUGGGAUCCUGCGUUGCUGUGGCUGUGGCCGGCAGCUGUAGCUCCAGUUCAACCCCCUAGCCUAGGAACUUCCAUAUGCCAGAGGUGCAGCCCCAAAAAGACACACACACACACCAAAAAAAAAAAAAAAAAAAAAAAAAAAAAAAAAGAAGAAGAAGAAAAGCAAGGUAGUCUGCCAGUUUCUCAAAUGGUUAAAUGUAGACUUUACUGUAUGACCCAGCAGUUUCAUUCACAGUUGUAUACCCAAGAGAAAUGAAAUGAAACAUGUCCACACACAAACUUGUACACAAAUGUUUAUAGCAGCAUUAUUUAUCAUAGCCAAAAGGUAGAAACAACCCUAAUGUCCAUCAACAGAUGAAUGGACAAACCCAUUUGUAUGUCCAUACAAUGGAAUUUAAAUAUUUGGCUGUAAAAAAGAAUAAAGUACUGACACCUGCUGAAGUACUGAUAAACGGAUGAACUUUGAAAGCAUGCUAAGUGAAAUAAGCCAGUCAUGAAAGGCCACAUACUGUAUGAUUCUAUUCCUACCAAAGUCCAGAAUAGGGAAAUCUGCAGAGACAAAGUAUAUUAGUAAUUUCUUAGAGCUGGAUAGGGAUGGGAAGAUGGGGGGUGAUAACUUAAAAGAACUGGGUUUCUUUUUCUUUUCUUUUUAUGGCCACACCUGGGGCAUAUGGAAGUUCCUGGGCUAGGGGUCGAAUUCUAGCUGCAGCUGCCAGCCUAUGCCACAACCACAGCAACACCAGAUCCUUAACCCACUGAGAGAGGCCAGGGAUGGAACCCACAUCCUCACAGACACUAUGUUGGGUUCUUAACCCGCUGAGGCACAAUGGGAACUCCCUGGGAUUCUUUUUGAGGCGAUGAAAAUGGUUGAAAAUUGACUGUGGUGAUAGUUGCACAUACCUGUGAAUGUAAUGAAAGCCAUUCAUUGUGCACUUUAAAUGGUUGAUUUGUAUGGUACGUGAAUUCCAUCUCAAGCUGUAGUGCAGCAGGUUAAGGAUCUGGCAUUGCCAUAGCUGUGGUGCAGGUUGCAGCUGCAGCUUGGAUUUGAUCCCUGGCCUGGGAACUUCCAUAUGCUGUGAGGGCAGCCAAAUAAAUAAGUAAAUGUGCCAUUGGCUACCAGGUAUGUCAGUCUAAAGCUUGAAGGAGAAGCCUGGUUUGGAAAUAAAGACUUGGGAAUCAUCAUUAUGUGGAUGGAAGUUUAGACUAUGAGAAUGGAUAAGAUCACUUUGGAAGAACAUGUAGAACGAAGGAGAGAAGCUCGGGGUUCUCGUCGUGGCUCAGUGGUUAACGAAUCUGACUAGGAACCAUGAGGUUGCAGGUUCGAUCCCUGGCCUCGCUCAGUGCAUUAACGAUCUGGCGUUGCCGUGAGCUGUGGUGUAGGUCCCAGAUGCGGCUCGGAUCCCGCGUUGCUAUGGCUCUAGUGUAGGCCGGCGGCUACAGCUCCGAUUAGACCCCUAGCCGGGGAACCUCCAUAUGCUGCACAUGCCGGACCACAGAUGGGAAGGCUUUUAUCUACAUAGCUCCUCUGUAAAGUCACUCUUGUCAAGGUCUCAAAUUACCUCCAUGUUUCAAAAUCCAGUGGUCUAUUUUCAGGCAUCUUAUCCUCAAACUCUUAAACAGGAAUGACAGUUUAUAGUGCCCUUUUUUUUUUCUGUCUUUUUUAGGGCCGCACCCGGGGCAUAUUGAAGUUCACAGGCUAGGGGGCCAGUCAGAGCUGCAGCUGCCAGCCUAAGCCACAGCCACAGCAGCGUGGGAUCCAAGCCUCGUCUGUGACCUACACUGCAGCUCAUGGCAAUGCUGGAUCCUUAACCCACCAAGGAAGGCCAGGGAUUGAACCCCCAUCCUCAUGGAUGUUAGUCGGAUUCAUUACUGCCAAGCCAUGACGGGAACUCCUAUGGUGCCCUUCUUAAAAUGUUUGAAAAUUUUGUUCUCUAAGAUCCCUUUUUGUUUGCUUGCUUUUAAAUUCUAUUUCUUUGUUGCUCCUUUUAUUACUUUUUUUAUUUUUUGGCCACCUCCCGGCAUUUGGAGUUCCCGGGCCAGGGAUCAGAUCCAAACCACAGUUGCCACCUAAGCUGCAGCUGUGGCAAUACUGGAUCCUUAACCCCCUGUGUCUGGAAGGGGAUUAAACCUUCCUCCCAGUGCUCUCAAGACACCAGCAAUCCAGUUGCACCACAGCGGGAACUCCUGUUGCUCCUUUUAAAUAAAUCUUGUUGGAUUUUCUUUCUCUCUGACCUCUACUAGUUGGAAUGUCUCAGGAUUAGAGGGCUUAGUCUCUAGUCUGCUUCUCUUUUCUUCCACAUUAACUAAGUGAGUGCUCCCCAUCCAGUGGCUAUUGAUGCCAUUUAUACCUUAAUACCUCCCCAAUUUACACCACAUAUUGUUUCCUAUGAACUUCAGAUUCGUAUUUCAGUUGUUUACUCAUUAGCUCCAUUUGGAAAUCUGAUAGGCAUCUCCAGUUUAACAUGUUUAAGGUAGAACUGGACAUUUUUCCUCCACCAAAAUCUCCUCCUGACCACCCCCCACCUCAGCCCCCAGGCUCUAUCUCAGCAAAUGGCAUUACUAUUUGUCCUAUUGCUCAAGUUAAAAAAAAAAAAAAAAAAAAAAAAAAAAAAAAGGAGAUCUCUUGAAUCUUUAUCUUACAUCCCAUAUUCAAUCUAUUAGCAAAUCACCUCUGCCACCUUCAGAAUACAUCCUGAAUCCAACCACUUCCUACCACUUCCACUGCAAUAGUCUUGCAGGCCUAUUGCUUGCAGGCUGAGCAAUAGAUUCCUAACUGGUCUUUCAGCUUCUGUUUUGCCUCCCUGCAGGUAGUUCUCAAAGAAUCAAGCAGAAUGAAUCUCUUCAUUUGUAAAUUAGAUCAUGUCACCAUGUCACUCUCACCCAAAACCCUCUAUAACUUCCUAGUACUCUUAGAAUAAAAUCCAAAGUCUUCUCAUUGGUCUGUAAGGGAUCUGACUCCCACUGUGUUUCUCCAAACUAAUUUCCACCUGCUCUUUUUUUUUUUUUUUUUUUUUGUCUUUUUAGUGCCACACCCAUGGCAUAAGGAGGUUCCCAGGCCAGGGGUCUAAUCGGAGCUACAGCUGCUGGCCUAUGCCACAGCCACAGCAAUGCAGGAUCUGAGCCGAAUCUGUGACCUACACCACAGCUCACGGCAACGCCAGAUCCUUAACCCACUGAGCAAGGCCAGGGAUCGAACCCGAAACCUCAUGGUUCCUAGUUGGAUUCGUUAACUACUGAGCCACAACAGGAACUCCCUACCUGCUCUUUUGCCACAUUGGCUUCCUUGUUAUUCUUUGAAUUCACCAAAUGCACUCAAACUUCAAGUCUUUUUAUAUUGCUGUUUCUUCUACCUGGAAGAUUCUUUCCCCAGUGUGUGUGCCUUCUGUAUCACUUCAAAUCUUUGUUUGAAUGUUACCUCAGCAGAGGGGCCUUUCCUGAACCUCAUAUGUAAAAGAGCAUACCUACUCAAAUAACCCACUUUUAUCCUGCUUUAUUUUCCUUUUCUUUGCUCCUUAUAAUCUGUUCUGUGUGUCCCUCUUCCCCUUACACUCCCAACCCCUGCAUCAAUAAAUAAGUUCCAUGAAAGCAGGAA